Messenger RNA from Xenopus laevis (African clawed frog), 4201 nucleotides. It is a transcript of the gene bnc1.S, whose product is annotated as basonuclin 1 S homeolog. The record is from RefSeq and is a predicted model, not a curated record. Gene Ontology annotation, biological process: regulation of transcription by RNA polymerase I; regulation of DNA-templated transcription. The coding region runs from base 507 to 3407 and encodes 966 amino acids. Gene Ontology annotation, cellular component: nucleus. Lineage: Eukaryota; Metazoa; Chordata; Amphibia; Anura; Pipidae. The transcript has 6 exons.
CAUGGCCUCUUCCAUCCAGCUGUGAGGGGACUGCCCUGUGACUCUGAGAGCAUGCUGGAACAGAGCACGCGGGGGGCACAGAGGUGAGAGCACAAAGCAGAGGUGAGCGAGACAGACACAAACUUAGAAGGCCCACAGAACACCAAGUGGGAGGAUCUCAUUCCACUCCCCUGUGCACAGUCUUGGUAUUCAUCAGACCUUGAGGUGCUCAUAUUCAGACAAGGCUAAGAAGGCGUGUGAUGGUUCUGCUUUAAUACUUGUCCAGACAGGAGUGAGCCUCAACUAGAUAGCAGGAGUAUUCCAAGAGGGAAUGUGAAGCUGCCCUGGAUUUUAUACAGAAACCUCUGAAAACAGAUAAAUGAUUGUCUAAUGAGGCUGGUAGCUGGUAGGGAACAUGUGCCAAGAAGUGCUUUCAGAAAGUAACUUGACCCUCUGUUUUGUGUGUUAGUGAGUGCAUUCCAAGGAAUGAAAUUCAGCUGUUUGUGGGGAAGGAAUCAAAGUGCAAAAUGAAUGAGACCAUAAGGUGCACCUUGGUAAACUGCAUCUGCCUUGGUUUUAAACCUGGCAAAAUAAACCAUCGUCUGUGUGAGCAGUGCAGGCACGGAUGGGUUGCACAUGCACUUAGCAAAUUACGGAUCCCACACUUCUAUCCCGCCAGCCAAGUAGAAAUCGUUCAGUCCAGCGCAGUGUUUGAUAUCGGCAGCCUCAUUCUCUACGGGACACAAGCCAUUCCAAUCCGUCUGAAGAUUCUGCUAGAUCGCCUUUUCAGUGUCAUCAAGCAAGAAGAGGUCUUGCAGAUUCUGCACUCACUUGACUGGACCCUCCAGGAUUAUAUUCGUGGUUAUGUAUUGCAGGAUGCCUCUGGAAAAGUUCUAGAUCACUGGUCUAUUAUGACUGUUGAAGAAGAGCUAGCUACACUGCAGCAGUUCCUCCGUUUUGGCGAAACAAAAUCUAUUGUGGAGCUCAUGGCAAUCCAUGAAAAAGAAGGUUAUUCUGUACUUGUGCCCAGUACUAGAACCAAUUCUGACAUUCGAGCAUUUAUUGAAAGCAGCAACCCAAGGGGCAGUCCUAUUUUACCUUCCCCACUGGAGAAGGUGUCUCCCUCAGCCAUUCAUCCCUUUGAGAACAUGAUUAACAAUAUGGCUUUCACAUUACCAUUUCAGUUUUUCAGUCCUGUUCCACCUCCACUUAUAGGAUCACCGCCAGAAAGACCAAUGUCUGAAAGAAACCAAGACAGAUCAAAAGAUUGCAAAAAUGAUUCCCAAAUAUCAUUCUUGGACAGCAGCUACUUGACUUCUAGUUCUGCAACAUUUCAUCUGGAAAAUGACUCCAACAUGAGUACUCGAGAUGGUGCCCCCAAAAUAGAAGAUGAUAGCCCUUUAAGCGAUGCAAGCUCACAUAACAAUAUGAACUAUGAUAUUUCUCCAGUCUCUCCAGAGAGUAAAAAUAAUCCCACAGAAAUAAAUAUCAAUGGGCCUAGGAAGGGUCGUGUUUUUUGCACUGCUUGUGAAAAGACCUUUUAUGAUAAAGGCACAUUAAAGAUUCAUUACAACGCUGUCCAUCUGAAGAUAAAACACCGGUGUACAAUUGUGGGAUGUAAUAUGGUCUUCAGCUCCCUAAGAAGUCGGAACCGCCAUAGUUCUAAUCCCAACCCAAGGCUGCAUAUGCCAAUGAACAGAAAUAACAGAGACAAGGAUUUAAGGAAUGGACUAAUUAUAUCUGCCGAUUCUAAAAGACUUACACCUAAAUCUUGUAACUUGGAUAGCAGAUCAGGUAAUAACUAUGCCAGUACUGCUCCUGAUACAAAAUUGCAGUCUGUUCUCCCCAGUGUUGGACAAUCAUGUGUGCUCUUUCCCAAUCUGAAAACUGUCCAACCAGUUCUGCCCUUCUAUCGAAGUCCUGCAACAUCUGCUGAACUUGCCAAUACUCCUGGAAUACUACCCCCUCUUCCUGUCAUUUCUGAGUCUAUCUCAGACAAAAUUAUUUCUGAUGACUUUCUCUCAGAUACAAUGCCCAAAAAGAAAUCUCGAAAAUCCAGCAUGCCCAUCAAAAUCCAGAAAGAGUACAUUGAUGCACCACAAGGAAACCUAGAAGAAGCUAGUUCUGAAGAGGACAACCCUAUACAUGAAACAAGCAACGACACCUUUGAAAAUUGUGAUAAAAAUCAAGAGAUAGAUAUUUCUGGGGGGAUACAAAGAGACAACAUGUUUUUGGAUUCAUAUAAAUCAAAUGACUCUGAAGAUCAGCAUUAUCAGUCUGUGAUGGAUAAUAAUUACAACAGUGCUUCUUCUGAUUCUGAGAAUGAGUUCCAACCCUCGGAAAAAGAAAAUAACCAUAACCAAGACUAUGCUUUAAAUAUAGAUUUAAGUGAAAACAAAAACGAGCACAACUUUAAUGUUUCACAGCAGCUGGCUGAACCCAAACUGUACAAUAAAGAGCAGUCAAAACAUACAGAUUCUGAAGGCGGUGUUGAAUUCCAAAACUACUCUGUGAGUGGGGAACUUUACAGUUCAACUCCUAACAAGACUUCUGACUUUGAUGCUGGCGAACAGCACUUCCAAAUUCCUAAAGACGAAAAGCGCUUUCAUUGUGAGAUAUGUAAAAAGGCCUUUAAAAACCCUUACAGUGUGAAAAUGCAUUACAAAAAUGUGCACCCAAAGGAAAUGCAUUUAUGUACGAUAGAGGGCUGCCAUGCUGCUUUCCCGUCUCGGAGGAGCAGAGACAGACACAGUUCAAAUUUAAACCUUCAUCAGAAACUGUUGACUAAAGAAGCACAUGAGGUACAAAGUUUACCAUACAAUAUACCCUAUCUUCUAAAGAAUACUAUUAAGGAUUGUUAUCAGGACCCUCCACUAAAAAAUCCUGGACAGACAUCUGUAAUCUUCAAAGGCAUGAACAGAACAGGGAGCCUGGUUUAUCCCAUGAGCAAGAUCAGAGAGCCUUGUUUGGACAGCUUUGGGACAGAGCCUGUGAAUGACAAUGUUGUGUUGGACUUAAGCACUGCUUCCAGCAUUCGGUCCGGCAGCAGUUCCCAUUCCUCCUGGGACUCCGAUGGAGGUAGUGAAGAAGGUAACAUACCAGUGGAGGAUAGUGAUGAAAGCUGUGAAGGAUUGAGCUUCAUUACACAGGAAGAGCUCUACCAGAAUAUUUACUUGACUAAUAGAGUUCACCAGAGUUUUUCAAGCAUACCAACUAGUAUGCCAAUAACCUGCCAUAUCUGCCAAAAAACAUACAGUAACAAAGGAACAUUUAGAGCUCAUUAUAAAACUGUCCAUUUGCGGCAAAUGCAUAAAUGUAAAGUAGAAGGAUGCAACACCAUGUUCUCAUCUGUACGCAGUCGAAACAGACAUAGCCAAAACCCUAAUUUGCACAGGCUCUUAUCUGAAUCCCCAAAUAUCUUGCAAUAGAAAAAGGUAUUUGUUCCAGAGGGGCUGAUUAGUCUCUCAUAGGGAAAAUAAUGUUUAUUUUUGAUGUAAAGUCUCCAAGCGGGGUUCAUUCUAUAAAUCUAAAUUUACCUGCAUCAACCCAACAGUAACCCUAUGACAAUUAACAUUGCACCACACAGCAUCCCCAAUUCCAUAAUUAAAGCUGUCCCUUGCGUCAUGAAUAUAAAAUAUUUAAUUACCGGUAUAUGGAUUUAUAUUUCACAACUCAACAGACAGACGGCACUUCUGGAUGGGUUUAUUGGGAUAACUGCUGUUAACCGCCUAACGUGUUUCGGGAAUAUAUCCCUUAAUCAUAGGCUAACCCCUAUGGCUAGCCUAUGAUUAAGGGAUAUAUUCCCGUUUAUCCAGUAUAGACAGGUGCACAUUGGGAGCCUUUAAAAGUUAAAAACAUAUUUUAUUUAUUAAUUCAUUUUAAAUGAACAGGCCAACAUUUCGGUCUCCGUUUAAGACCUUUAUCAAGACUGAACAGAAAUCGAUACAUUGGCCUGUUCUUUUAAAAUUAAUUAAUAAAUAAAAUAUGUUUUUAACUUUUAUUUAUAUAUAUAUAUAUAUAUAUAUAAGUCUCGGUGAUCCGCACUCCUCUCGGCAAUUCAUCUCUUACACCCGGGUGCUGCUCCUGGGAAAUAGUAGAUACAAACGAAAAAUAGUAGCGCACUCCUAAACUAAUAAAAAUUAGUUUAUUUUCUCAUCAUUACAGUAAUCUGCUGUUUUAUAUAUAUAUAUAUAUAUAUAUAUAUACAUAUACAUAUACAUAU